Messenger RNA from Apus apus (common swift), 5251 nucleotides. It is a transcript of the gene WDTC1, whose product is annotated as WD and tetratricopeptide repeats 1. The coding region runs from base 262 to 2337 and encodes 691 amino acids. Gene Ontology annotation, molecular function: protein binding. Lineage: Eukaryota; Metazoa; Chordata; Aves; Apodiformes; Apodidae. The transcript is spliced from 16 exons. Gene Ontology annotation, biological process: negative regulation of fatty acid biosynthetic process. Gene Ontology annotation, cellular component: Cul4-RING E3 ubiquitin ligase complex; cytoplasm. The record is from RefSeq and is a predicted model, not a curated record.
GCCCCGGACAGCUGAGGGGGUAAACAGGGCAGGGGGGCACGGCCGGGGCCUAGGCCGGCCCGCACCUCAGGGCCCUCCCGGAGCCCCGGGGACGGUGCCCGCCACCUGCGGGAUCCCUCCUGGCUUCCCCUCCCCCUUCCUCCUCUCGGUCCCGCUCUCCCCCCCCGCAUGGAUGGAGCCUCGCAACUUCCAGUGCCCGCUGCGCCCGGGAGGCCUGACAGGUAAUUAAAUGCCCUUGGUGAGGACUGUGGCUCUGUUGGCAUGCUUGGAUCCACAGCAACUCUUCCAAUAGCUCCUUUUUGUCUGCCCCAUUGCAAGAAGAUGGCAAAAGCAAACAUCACCAGAGACAUCAUCCACAGGCAGAUCAAGGAGAGGGGUGCUCUGGGCUUCGAGCGACACUAUCAUGUCACUGAUCCCUUCAUCCGACGCCUGGGCCUGGAAGCAGAAUUGCAGGGUCACUCUGGGUGUGUCAACUGUCUGGAAUGGAAUGAAAAAGGAGAUUUGUUGGCCUCUGGCUCUGAUGACCAACAUACCAUUGUCUGGGAUCCUCUGCACCACAAGAAACUGCUUUCUAUGCACACAGGACAUACUGCAAACAUCUUUUCUGUCAAGUUCUUGCCGCACUCGGGGGAUCGGAUCCUCAUCACAGGAGCUGCAGAUUCCAAGGUGCACGUCCAUGACUUGACUGUCAAGGAGACCAUCCACAUGUUUGGAGAUCACACCAACAGAGUUAAGAGGAUUGCCACGGCUCCCAUGUGGCCCAACACCUUCUGGAGUGCAGCAGAAGAUGGGCUAAUCAGGCAGUACGACCUGCGGGAGAACAGCAAACGCUCCGAGGUGCUGAUCGACCUGACCGAGUACUGCGGGCAGCUGGUGGAGGCCAAGUGCCUGACAGUCAAUCCCCAGGACAACAACUACCUGGCAGUGGGGGCAAGUGGGCCCUUCGUGAGGCUCUAUGACAUCCGCAUGAUCCACAACCACCGGAAAAGCAUGAAGCAGAGUCCUUCAGCUGGAGUGCACACGUUCUGUGACCGCCAGAAGCCCCUCCCAGAUGGUGCAGCACAGUACUACGUGGCAGGGCACCUUCCAGUGAAGCUUCCAGACUACAACAACAGGCUGAGGGUGCUGGUGGCCACAUAUGUCACCUUCAGCCCUGAUGGCACAGAGCUCUUAGUCAACAUGGGAGGGGAACAGGUCUAUUUGUUUGAUCUGACAUACAAACAGCGACCGUACACUUUUCUCCUCCCCAAGAAGUGCCACACCUCAGGGGAAGUGCAGAAUGGCAAGACCUCCACCAAUGGAGUGUCCAAUGGCAUCCACCUCCACAGCAACGGCUUCCGCCUGGCUGAGGGGAGAGCACACGUGAGUCCCCAGGUGGAGUUACCUCCCUAUCUGGAGAGAAUCAAGCAGCAAGCCAACGAGGCCUUUGCUUGCCAGCUGUGGACCCAAGCCAUCCAGCUGUACAGCAAGGCAGUGCAGAAGGCCCCCAACAAUGCCAUGCUCUACGGGAACAGGGCCGCCGCCUACAUGAAGCGCAAGUGGGACGGGGACCAUUACGAUGCUUUAAGAGACUGCUUGAAGGCCAUCUCCUUGAAUCCAUGCCACCUGAAGGCCCACUUCCGUCUUGCCCGUUGUCUCUUUGAACUCAAGUACGUGGCAGAAGCUCUGGAAUGUCUGGAUGACUUUAAAGGGAAGUUCCCAGAACAAGCACAUAGCAGUGCCUGCGAUGCCCUGGACAGGGACAUCAACGCAGCCCUUUUCUCCAAGAGCGAUAACGCUGAAGACAAGAAAGGAGGUGGCCCCAUCCGGCUGCGAGCCCCGGGCCGCAAGGAUUCCAUCUCGGAGGACGAGAUGGUGCUGAGGGAGCGCAGCUACGACUACAAGUUCCGAUAUUGUGGCCACUGUAACACUACUACAGACAUCAAAGAGGCCAAUUUCUUUGGCAGCAAUGCACAGUACAUAGUCAGCGGGUCAGACGAUGGCUCCUUCUUCAUCUGGGAGAAAGAAACCACCAACCUCGUUAGAGUGCUGCAGGGAGAUGAGUCCAUUGUGAAUUGUCUCCAGCCCCAUCCCAGUUACUGCUUCCUGGCCACCAGUGGCAUUGACCCCGUCGUAAGACUGUGGAACCCUAGGCCAGAGAGUGAAACACUCAAUGGCCGCGUGGUCGUGGACAUGGAAGGUGCUUCCCAAGCCAACCAGCGCCGGAUGAACGCGGACCCGCUGGAGGUGAUGUUGCUGAACAUGGGGUACAGGAUUACAGGACUGACCAGUGGUGGGGCUGGAGGCUCAGAUGAUGAAGACAGCUCAGAGGGGCAAGUCCAAUGCCGGCCCAGCUAAAACAGAACUGCCUCUCCUUCCUCUAGUUGUUUGGCUGAAAGGGAACCUAGUUUCCUUGGUCCAGAACUUUCUCUGAUGAAUGGCUGCACUGUUUCGCACUAUGCACAGAGCAGGACAAGCUGGCAGGGGCAGGAGCAACCAUCUCUAAACCAUCACCACCACCUCCUCCUUCUCCCGUCACGCUCCCGAGCAGCAUGGCAGUGCAGUCUGGGGUUUGCCUUUAGUGGAAUUUAGUCCCAAAAGGGGUCUUUGAGUUGUCUGUAAGCAGUGUAAGGUGGUGAUUUUUUUUUCCCAGAGCUGCUGUAUGAUCUGGUACAGGGGGACGUUGCAUUUGCAGAGGGGGGUUGUUAAAUUCCUGAAUAAAACACAAACCUAGGGCAGGGUUUAUGGAAUGAAUUUCACUGCAGUGAUCUCGGUCUUAGAAGCUGGAUUCUGCUUUUGUGCUGCUUAGUGGCCCCUGGUUUAGGGUUGUUGGCCACGAAACACCUGCUUUGACCCAUAACAUUUUUCUUCUGGCUUCCAUCUCUUAACACGUUGUCAUCAGAUGUAGCAAUGUUCUAUUAUGGACUGGAUAUUACCUGUCUUGUCCCUGGGCAUCUGUCUUAGUUGAUCAAUCAGUGAAGGCAUCAAGUAUUUGCAGCUCAAUGGGGCAGGAUGUGCUUGCCCACCUCUGAUACUUUCUUCUGUGGUCUGUGGACCCGUGGAGAAAGGUGACAGUGAUGGGAGCAGGUUUGGUCAGAGGCCUGGGAUUCAUGUAGCUAAAGCUGCUGAGGAGAGGGGCUGGUAACAGCACUUUUCCAGAGCUUCUCUCUCUCUCUCUCUGUUGCCCAAACUGUGUGUAGCUCUGUUCACCUUCUCCUCUCCACCUGUGCUGGAGCUGGGAACCUUGCCACCGUGGAGCUGUUGCAGCUCAAGUUUUGAGCUCUUAAACAGCCACAUUUCUGUGCAGUCAGCUGCUCUGUCUCAGCCAAGGCGGCCUCCUCCACCUCCUUGGUGCAGCAUCUGAUGGAUUAGUGGCCCUCUCAGGAACCCUCCUUCCUCUUCCUGCUCUCCACACGCUGAUUCCAGCUGCACAGGAGCACACCUGGAAAGGCAGCACUGAACUUCCAUCCCUCCCCCUCUCCUGUAACCCCCCAGCCCAUGGUUUUCCCUCUGGCAGUGGCCAAACACUAAACAGCAAGUAGAUCUUACACAGCUGUGCUACAACCGACUCCAAAGAGGUUGGUGGGUUUUUUUCUAGGACUAUCAACUAAGACCAAAGAUCCCCUGGAGAUCUUGAACUGCCCUGUGCUGUCUUGUAUCUCUAACUGCUGAAGGUCUGGACAUGCUGGCAUGGGUCCCAGGGGUGUGAGAUGCGUGUCUGGGAGCACAUGUGUACGUGUGUGUGCUGCAUCAGGGCUGUUCUUCCAUGUGGUGCAAUCCCUGGUCUUCCUGCUUUGGAAAGAUGAGAGGCCUCCCUUUCCUCCUCUGGCUGCCAGGCGUUGGUGAGAGAGGCUGCUCAGUGCUGGCUGAUCAAGGGAACUGGCUUCCUCUGCCUUCCAGAACAGUCUGUGCAAGAGCCCUGUGCAGGGAGGGAGGGAGGUCACAGAGGCUGACAGCCAGCAGUGUCCCUCCAAGGACACAGUUCCCUGCAUGGAGAGAUCCCCCGUGCCCCCCUGGCCGUGGUGGUGGAGCUAACUGGGACCUCUUCCCCUCACACCAAGAUCACCCUCUGCUCUCACAGCUGGGUGACACCAAGCCUUAGCAAACCCCAGUCUUGCGGGAGCACGUCCCUCACUGCUCUGAAACAUCUGGUUGUCCUGGUGCUCAGUUGGCCUGGGGUGGCAGAUUCCUUUCCUCCUGCUGAAGCAGAGCUCUCCUGGGACAUGUUGGCUCCUUUUCAGGCAGCAGCAGCAGCACAGCAGACACAACUGCUUGCUCAGUUUACCUCUUUGGUUGUGUACCAGCUCCCCAAGUGGACCCCAGCCCUCAAUGCUCUUCAAAACCCAGAGGCAACAGAAAAUCCUUCUCACUUGGGUGGCUUUUUGACAUGCUCUGGCCUUUUCUUUUGCUUAAGGCUUUUCUACUACGUGCAUCCUCUUCCCUCCCCCCCCUUCCCUUCUCCUCCCACUCAAACUUUUUUUUUUUCAGCUUUCAGUAGACAAAUGUCUGCAGACUUUGAUUUUUUAAACUGAGAGACUGAGAUGGAAAGCUCUGAAGAGAACAGACCUCUCCCUCCCCAUUCACCUUUUUGCUGUGGCAGCUAUUUAUUGUUUUGUGUCGGGGUUGUUUUUUUUUACCUUGGUGAGACAGUGCAGCUCUUUUACCUGCCAGUUGCAGUGAGAAAGCUGCACAAUUCCCUGCCUCUGCAGUGGGUUGCUUUUUUUCUAAUGGCUGCUUUGGUUAAAAAAAAAAAAAAAGAUAACUAAUAAUGGGUGAGAAGGGGAUAGAAAAAAACCCAACAACCACCUUUCUGCCUCUGGCCCCUUUUCUCCUCGUGGUGGGCAGAUCACCUGCUUGUUAAUGAGGAAUUUGUAUUUAUUGGUGAAGAGAAAAAACAAAAAACAUGCUGGGGAAGUAGGGAGAAGAUGUUGCUUUAUUGACCUCUGCUGUUUACUUCAACCCCCUCUUUGGGAAAGCUUCUUCCUGCUCUUUCUGGUUAACUCUUUCUACCCUGGGAUGUGCAGGGAUGCCUCCUUUAUUUUUGUGUUCUGGCAAUGGGCUCUCCUUUAGGAGACUCUCCUAGUGUUGCAGUGACCAUUGCUUCUUGCUUUUUUCAAGUCCUAAAGAUGAUCAUCUCAUGAACUUUGCCCCUGCAGUUGUAGAAGUAACACACAAGCCUUACUGCCCUCAUUAGAAGGAGCAGAAAACUUGUUUCUCUGGUCUCUGGAAGAGGAAAAAAAAGGGUUAAGCAAUUAAACAAGUCUUUGUUCUA